This is a messenger RNA of Opisthorchis viverrini, 2592 nucleotides long. RefSeq lists its product as hypothetical. Gene Ontology annotation, molecular function: integrin binding. Gene Ontology annotation, biological process: integrin-mediated signaling pathway; cell-matrix adhesion. The record is from RefSeq and is a predicted model, not a curated record. NCBI's taxonomy places the organism in Eukaryota, Metazoa, Platyhelminthes, Trematoda, Opisthorchiida, Opisthorchiidae. Gene Ontology annotation, cellular component: cell-substrate junction. Bases 1 to 2592 code for a protein of 863 amino acids. The transcript has a single exon.
AUGGCAUCCACCGUCAGUCAUUAUGAUCGCAUGAAUCGGGGAGGAACAGAAAAUGGAGUUUCUUACAGCUAUUCAGCUGCUAAUGGACUUGCUACGCUUAACAGGCUCCUUGUGGAUGGGAACUACAUUGACGGAUCUUGGGAACUGUCAGUUUACGUUGAAGAUCUUGGUGCGGAGGUAAAAGUUCGGGUUUUGGGUGAUUUGACUUUGGGAGGACUGAUGCACCGAAUUGUUGAGUGUGCGAAUCGACAGCAAAGCUGGUCCGAUCAUGGGGUUUGGUGGGCUGACCGCAAUAUGUGGCUUUUACACAAUAGAACCACCUUGGAUCAAUACGGAAUCCAGUCUGACGCGAAACUGGUGUUCCGCCGGAUGCAUGGCAAUCUCCAAGUGAUAUUACCUUCGAUGGUCUCUGUGGUGCUUCGUGUAAAUUAUUCCGCUCGUGUGUUUAAUGUUGUCCGAGGAAUUUGCAAGGAACUGAACAUUCGACAUCCAGAAGAAUUGUCUCUGUCCUUUCCAAUCACCAAGGCCCACCUGAAAUCCAAUUUGCCUCACCCGGAUCUUCGGCAGGGAGUCCGGAUUUCUCCGGCGCCUACGAGCUUCCAGUCGCGCCCCACGCAAGCUUCCGCCAUGCGUUCCAAGUUCUCCACUUCCGGCUCACCCACACCGCUCAGUCCUGGUGUCGACGCAUCACCACGUAGCCCAUACGGAACACUCCAUUCUACCGCAGGGACUAUGGCCCGAAUGCACUCAGAGAACUCUCUAGAUCGUGAGCGAUUGGACGUUGCGCAAUAUGCUGACUGUAACUUUAGGCGACGUGCCAAAACAGUGUUCGGUGAGGAUUGGUUACUAAAACCGAAAAAUUUGGUUCAGAAAGCCCGGCUAAAUAGCGGUUGGCUUGACUCAUCCCGAUCCCUUCUGGAACAUGGAAUCGAGCCUCCACCGACCGGAUAUGAAGAAGCUGGUACUGCUUUACCGACAUUGUACCUGUGCUUCAAGUUCUUUGCAUUUUAUGAUAUCAAUAUGAAGUACGAUGCCGUGAGAAUACAUCAGUUGUACGAACAAGCACGUUGGUCUAUAUUGUCAGGUCUGAUUGACUGUACAGAGGAUGAAAUGAUCGUUUUCGCAGCCUAUCAGCUGCAAGCUGAGUUGCAGUCCACAGCAGUCAGACAAAUGAUGUAUCCGGGGUCUCUCACAGAACCCUCGAGCCCAAACUAUUAUCCCACCUUUGGACCAGGUAGCAGCACAUUGGGUACGCAUUAUGCGCAUAGACUGCGAAGCAGCCCAGAACUCUCGAAACGACAACCAACUGCUCUUGGAUCACCCUAUUACGGGGUUAGUGAACAGGGAGGCAGUUCAUCGCUUAUGCGUCUCUCCGGAAACGCAUCUCCGUUUCCAAGUGCAAGUGUAGUCGAUGGCGCUUCCCAACAGCAGCUUCAGGGCGGAGUAGAUGAGGUAGAUGCCUUGCUGGCAGAACUAGAACAAUCAUGUGGGGUAGCCGAGGAACCGGGUUCAGCGUCUAGAGCUCUACAGAAUUCCCCAGACACUUACGGUGGGACGCUGCGCUCUAAUCUUCGUAGUUGUGAUGUCACAGAUACGGCUGAGAUCCCUUCGUUGCAAGAUAGUCUGCGAGUAUUCAAGGAACGUACUCUUUUGUUGCGGCGUUACAAGGUUUAUUGGGUUGUUAUUCGGGAGGCUCGACUCCAUUUGUACAAAAGUCAACGUGAUUGUGAGCAUCCUCUGUACAGCUAUUCGCUGCGUGAUUGUACCAUCACCCCUGAUGUGAGCACAGCAACUCACAAGUAUAUCCUUAAACUCUCUGUCCUCCCUGAAUCCACAGAAAGUGGUGGUCGCGAUGAGCUCUGGCUGCGCUUUGAAGCAGCUGAGCAAUAUGCCCGAUGGUUAGCGGCCUGCCGUCUGGGCUCAAAAGGUAAAACCUUGGCCAGUCGAGUCGCUUACGAUCGAGAGGUCGAUACAAUAUUGGAAAUUCUCCGACUCCAAGUGCCUGGACCUACUCCCGCCAUCUCUGCGGAUGAAUCAGUAAAGUACCUGGGCGACCUGAGUGAUUUUUGCGCAGAUCGGAUCAUCCGGAAGGCCAAGUCAAAAGACUAUCUACGGCACCGAAUAACUGAGGCUCAUGUGAGUAUUCGUGAUUUAUCUCUGCUUGAAACAAAGUACAAGUUCAUUCAAGCGUGGCAACGCCUCACUGGCUUUGGUCGAAGCUACUUCACUGUAGAGUUCGACCGUGGGACUAACCUCGGGUUGAAUACGAACAACGGUGGGUUUUUCAGUGCUCCUAUGGAUGAUGUUGUUGCCAUAUGUCAAGGUCGGUUCGAGAUCAUAUCUCCACAUACUGGCGAUGUGCUUCGGGCCUGGAACUUUACAGACCUCCGUGCGUGGAAUGUGAACUGGGAAGCCGGAAAAGUGGUUCUGGACUUUCGAACCGGCUCUCUAACUUUUCGACCGCUUUGUACAAACUGCAAGACCAUUGUUGAGUUUAUCGGCGGCUAUGUUUUCUUAAGUCAGCGAACUCCAGAAAAAAGUCAGGAUUGCAACGAACGCUUAUUUCAUCGUCUAACUGGGGCCUCUGAGUGA